Vicia villosa (hairy vetch) is the source of this 3194-nucleotide messenger RNA. Its product is annotated as polyadenylate-binding protein-interacting protein 3-like. Gene Ontology annotation, cellular component: cytoplasmic stress granule. The transcript is spliced from 15 exons. Gene Ontology annotation, biological process: cytoplasmic stress granule assembly. The coding region runs from base 267 to 2153 and encodes 628 amino acids. The record is from RefSeq and is a predicted model, not a curated record. Lineage: Eukaryota; Viridiplantae; Streptophyta; Magnoliopsida; Fabales; Fabaceae. Gene Ontology annotation, molecular function: RNA binding.
CCUCUUAGUCGGUUUUUGAGUGUUUAUGCUUUACAGCGCUAUUUUUGUUUUGCACCUCCCUUCAAAAUCCGAUAAACCACCACCUCUCUCUCUCACCGGAGAUAUUCAAACUUUUUCACCACCUCCCUCUCCGGUCACCAACCGAAGCAACACAACUUCAAUCAUCAACAAAUCCCUAACGAACCAAACGUUUCAUCUUCAACUCAUCUUUUCAACCUCCACUGCGUUCUCAACCAAGAUCUGAGGGGCAGGGGCUGUAAGUGAGGAUGAAUUUGCAACCUGGGCAGUCUAAAUCCUCUAAUGGAUAUGGCCGUCGUAAAUCUGACAGAGAAGGUGCAGCUAAGUUAGAGAAUAAGAUGCCAUCUGAAAAAUUAAAUGCCAACAGAUUGGCAAGCACAGGUGUGAUUUAUGGCAUUAAAGGUGAUAGUUACGGAAGUCCUUCACAUGACCGACUAGUAUAUCUAACAACAUGCCUAAUUGGGCAGCAGGUGGAGGUCCAGGUGAAAAAUGGGUCUAUAUACUCUGGAAUAUUUCAUGCAACAAAUACAGACAAAGAUUUUGGAAUCAUUUUGAAAAUGGCUCGCUUGACAAAGGACGCUUCUUCACAAAGGCAGAAGCCUGCUGCAGAAUUUAUCAGCAAGGCUCCUUCAAAGAUUUUAAUUAUACCUGCCAAAGAACUUGUGCAAAUUAUAGCACAGGGUGUUGCUGUUACAAGUGAUGGCCUACCUAGUGAACCUCACCAUGAUAGAUAUCAGGAAAUCAUGGUUGAUUCAUUGAUAUCUCAAUCUCAUCAUGCUGAGCUAGGAAGAGAACUAAAACCCUGGGUACCUGAUGAAGAUGAUCUACAAUGCCCUGAACUGGAAAAUAUCUUUGAUGGCCAGUGGAACAGCAUUUUAAGGGGAUGGGACCAGUUUGAAACAAAUAAGGCACUGUUCGGGGUAAAAAGCACAUUCAAUGAGGAACUUUAUACAACAAAGCUUGAAAAAGGUCCGCAAACAAGAGAAUUAGAAGUGCGGGCUUUAAGAAUAGCAAGGGAAAUCGAGGGUGAGGAAACUCGAGAUCUUCAUCUUGCUGAGGAAAGAGGUCUUCACUUUGAUGAAGACUUUGAUAUUGACGAAGAAACAAGAUUCUCUUCGGUCUAUAGGGGUAAACAUGUUGAUGAUACAUAUGAGGACAAUGAAGAUAUACUGAUCGAUUCAUACAAUUCUGAGACUUUUUGUGGUAAAUUCGGUUCAGUCGAUGAGAGGUCUGGUGAAAUAAAUUGUGGAGAAGGCAAUGAUGGAGCUCAUACACUGGCUACUUCCUCUCCCAUGGAUCACCAACAGUCAUCUCAGUCAAGUACUGGUGUAGGUUUAACCAGCACGCGUGCUUAUGAUCAUGCUAAGCAGUUUGCGUCUGCAAUCCCAUCCAAAAGCUACUCGUCUUCGGAUGUGGAAAGCAGGUUUCAGGAGAACCCGGUUCAAAAUCUACGUGGAACCAGUGGUAACACCAAGGAAGAAAAUCUACAAUGUGAGGAUGUUCAGCUGUCUAAAUACGAGGAUUCACAGACAUCACUCUACUUGAAGAAGGACUUAUCUCCUAAUGCCAGCUCCUAUGCCCCAUCAUCUCAUAUCUUAACAAAAUCUCAUGAAAAGAUGGAAUCCCCCGGGGAUUUAGCGUAUGGCAAAGCUAAUGGAGGAACAGAGUAUAUAAAUUCACGCGGAGUCGGUGCAUCAUCUGGGUCAGAUUCUGUGAGAGAUGUGGCAGCAUCUUCUGGUCCUGGUUUAUCUCCAAGUUCAUCUGUUGGUUCACUGUCUUCUGAAAAAUCGUCUUUGAAUCCUAAUGCAAAGGAAUUCAAGCCCAAUCCUACGGCAAAGAAUUUUAUUCCAUCACCUGCUCGUCCUUCCACUCCAGUGUCUGAUAGUUCCUUCUAUUUUCAACCUAAUGUAACUACUGUACCAAAUAUGCAAGGCCUGCCCAUGAGUAUUGGGGCUGGACCCACUUUUACCGGACAACAACCUAUCAUGUAUAAUUCACAGGUUUCCCAAAUGCCAACUCAAGCAUAUUUUCAUCCAAAUGCACCGCAGUACGGACAGCUUCAUGGUCAUCCUAUGCAAGCUUUAUACAUGCCUAGUUACUUACCUGAAAUGCCAUACAAUGGACGUGAUUACUGAAGACUUGACUGACUGUUAUUUGCAAAUCAACUCCUUGCUCAAAAAGAAUAAACUAAGUGGAUGUCCUGAACAGUUAUAAAUGAAGAUAUCUACAACUCAUGGGAAGAUUUCAAAUGGUCCAUUGUGAGAUAUAGUUUUAUGACCUUGUGUGAGCCCAUACAUCUUUUGGGGUUUCAGGUUUUGAUCUGUGUAACAGCGCAACUCAAAUUUAUCCCCGCACCUUUUCUAUUCCCUAAUACCAUGCAACAUUUUCUUUUAUCUCUAUUUGUUCCUCUUGUACUUGAGCAUGUUUGUUUGCUACUGUCCAUCUUGUACUUGAGCAUGUUUGUUUGCUACUGUCUGUAUCAGUUUAAUUGCUGGUAAUUGCCGUUUUAAUCACACAGUUUUUGAAGUAUCCUUCGUGUUAUGAGAGAUUGUGUUGUAUGUUUGGAGGCAUUUAGUUUCAUCCAAUGUGAGAGCAAACUUCUUUGUAGGCAACAUUAAUGGGUUUCUUUCAAUUUCUCGUAAUUGAUCUGAGAGGCCAAUAAUUUUCAUCGGAUGCCAAUUUGAGCCUCCACAUGCGAUUGUUUUUGUUGUGGCGCGGCAAGGAGGUUCACGAUCCAACCUUUUGUUGGUUAUCAUGCAGUGUGCCACUAUUAAUAUUCUAGGAAUGAGAAACCUGAAUCUUCGUGUGAAUAGACCUAUGGAGGUGUCUGUUAGGUAGCUGGCUUCCUCCUGCUAUUGGAUGGAUGGAUGCAGGUCAAUUCUGACAGGGCAGAGGUUUAUGCCCCGGCCCCCGCUGUGCGUGAAAGAGUAAUUUGGAAUAUGUUAGUAUGUGGUUUUGCCUAGUUAUUUGCGUUCAUCUAAUGCACCUGAACUUUGGAGUGCCUAUGAAGGCUUGCAGUUAGCCUAGGUUAUAAACUUGGAGCUGUAGAGCUUCAAUUAAAAGAUGUUAUUGUUUUUAAGUGUUUGUUCAGUGUGUCAACUUUGAAUGAUCAUGGUUGGAAUUCAGUCGAGGACUAAGAGCUUCCUCCAAAUAAAUUUGAUGAAUCAUGUCUAUCA